Molecule: messenger RNA, 3482 nt
Organism: Anarrhichthys ocellatus (wolf-eel)
Lineage: Eukaryota; Metazoa; Chordata; Actinopteri; Perciformes; Anarhichadidae
Product: fibronectin type III domain-containing protein 4-like
Exons: 8
Coding region: 1220-1783 (187 amino acids)
Cellular component (GO): plasma membrane; extracellular region
Molecular function (GO): protein binding
Source: RefSeq, a predicted model, not a curated record
GAGGAUAAUGGGACUUGACCUAUUGGAUGUGAGCUUUAUAAGGGCUACAGAGGUCAGAACUGAGCUACAUUUUAUUUUAUUUAUUGUCCGAGACAGCAACCAGAGCUUGUAACCACAGAAAACAACAUGUUAAGUCUCUGCAGAGUUCAGUAGAGUGGAAAUAUAGUCAUGCAGACAUGUAGGUGAAAAAACAAGUCUUCCAGAUUAAGGUAUUGUUUUGCUUUCUUAAAAAUGUCCUCUGUAGGAAUUUGAAUGAAAUUUAAAAAAUUCAAAUACUUUCCUGUUAAUUGAUGAGAAUACUUAUGAUUUACAUAUUCCUAACAAGAAGCAUGCUGAAGGUAGUCAAAUAAAGCGCUGAAGUAAUUGAUCAACCAAUCAUUAAUUAGUUGGUUAUCAAGUCAUUUAUCAACAAAAAUAUCAAGACUUCUCUGCAGCCUGUUAAUUAAAUUUUUUCAAGAGUCUUCUUACUCUUUGUGGACCAUAAGAUUAAUUGAUUAAUAACAUAAUCCAGAUAUGCAUUGAUGAAAGUAAUAAUUUGUAGCUGCCCGGAGGAUUGUAGUGGAUGUGAGAUGUUCUUUACUGGUAGCAUUUACAACUGUCUCUAUCUUUCAUGAAUAUUAGCCUCAGUGUCGUGUUGUUUGUCCUCAUCUCCUGUCAUUCACAUCCAGUCCACUAGUUGUCCCUCUAGUGUUCCUUCCUUUGUAGAUCACCUGAUUUAACCUGCUUUCUUUUUAGCUUGUGUUUACCUGUUGCUCUCCUGCCUGGGUCACUUUUGAUUUUCUUGCUUUGCAAGUUUUUACCUCAACAUGAGCAGAUGUUUGUCUGCCAACGGAUGUGUUAGUCCAGCUCUGCAGCCAAAAUCGAGAUUGGUUCUGUCCUGGUAAGUUAACUAGUUCAAUAUCAGAGUUAAAGUGAUUUUCUAUAUUCUGACUUGAUUCAAGUUUACUAUUUAGUGAGUCAAAAGUUUUUCUGCUCUGUCCAUUUAGAAUCAUCAUGGAGUCUCCUUCACCGCCUCUGUUCUCAUCAAUUGAUGGCAUCACCACACAUAUCUGUUUGACACACUGGAUGAUGGCUUCUGGGGCCCCUGAGAUCGUCACUGCUCUCUCUGUGGAGUUGGGGAGCAUGUCACCUGCAACCUGGACCUGAGCUCCUGUGGACUAAAGCUGUGCCAGCAGCCCCGGUGAACGUGUCGGUGACUCAGCUGAGGGCACACUCGGCCAUGGUGACCUGGAACGUCCCUCAGGGGGACAAUGUGAUCGGGUACUCCAUCUCACAGCAGAGGCAGGACGGCCUGAUGCAGCGCUCCAUCCGAGAGGUGAACACGUCCAGUCGCUGGUGUGUGCUCUGGGAUCUGGACGAGGACACACACUACAGCGUCCAGGUGCAGUCUGUUGGGCCGCAGGAUGACAGCCAGCCCAGCCGUGCCGUCCACUUCAGGACUCUGGAGAAGAGUGAUCAUUAUCCAGCCGGAGUCCUGGACCACAAUGAGCCGGCGAUGGAAGGUUUGGGCAUGACUCCUCACUUACAGACGGGAGAGCUGCUCAUCAUCACCACUGUGCUGCUGCUGUGGGCAGCCGUCAUCGCCCUCUUCUGCCGACAGUAUGACAUCAUCAAAGACAACGACUCCAACAGCUGCAAAGAGAAAGCCAAGAGGCCGCUGGUGCGAGCCCCUCCUCCCUACUACAGCACUUCAGCCGGCAGCUCACCCAUCUACCACAACGGAGCCGUACGCAGCAGCAGGCUCCACAGAGCCUCCUCCUCCAUCAGCAUCAUUAGAGUCUGAGUUUGGGUGUUUGGCUUUGAGACUCGACAUCUUGCUGUACAACGCAGGACGGACGGAGUCAGUGAUGUGCGACUUUUGCCUGAGGAACUUCAGUGGGAUUAUCAUGACAGAUGAAGAAUUUAUAGACUGAGUCUAAAUUAUUGUAAAAUAUGGGGGAAAUAUGAAACACUCCAUGCAAAUGAACUGUGGAGUAAAUGGAUGACUACUGCUCUCUAGUGGCAGAAGACGGCAGCAUUAACACGUGCAGGUUUUCAAGGAGGAGUUCAGCUCGAGGACUUCUGCCCUGCAGCCAAACUCAUGUCCUUUUUUAUUUCUAUUAACCUUCUGAUUUUAAAGACUAAUUGUGAAUAUUUGCAUGUCGGUCUCAAAUGAAUUCAAAAGCUCUGUGUCAAGUGUGUGUGUGUGGUUACAUUCCAAAUAUUUAGUUUUUUCUACAUUCUAAUUCAUCUCAUCUGUGUUUUUCAUCUCCUAAUUAAUAAAACUAGUGUAUUAUAUGUACAUAGUUUAAAUUGAAAGUAUUGGUAAUUUAAGUAUGAUGGAAAUACAUAUUUUAAUGUAUAGGAUGAUUCAUUUUACACUAAAUUUUCUUCAAUUAAAUCAAGUCAUAAUUUUAGCAUUUAGUUAGUCAUGACAUUUUUAAUCAAUCUAUGAUGACUAAGCAUACUUUCCAGCCUGCAUUGUGUGAGUUAAAAUGCAGCAGCUGCAAAUCAAGCUUAAUAUAUUUUUUUCUCUAUAUGUUUUUUGGGUUGGUAUUGUUGAAUUGUAAAUGACUUAAACUACAGGGUCAGAGUAUAAUAAUUCAGGCUGCUAUGGUCAACAUUAACUCAGCUUUAGCGAUGCUGCUGCAAGAUCUCAGGCCACAAAAAUCCAAGUUGUAAAAUAAUAUAAACUAAUAUUACGGCAGGAAAGAAGUCUGAGCAUCUAAAAAAAAGCAUCUCUCCUAUACUCUGCUGCCUGAUAAGUAUAUCCUAAAACUGCAAUAAUUAAUACUUACUGAAUGAGACGUCACGUCGGUCAACUCUCACCAGAUCAGCCAGGUUCGAUGUGCAUCGGGAAGCAAAUGCAUCUGCCCCCUUUCUUCAGUAAAUUAUUGGGAUGUAGAAGAAAUCUUGGCCUUAAGAGGGAGCAGUCUGUUCACAUACAUGAUGGGGUUUAUGGGUCAUUAUCACUGACAGCUCUUUCUUGAAUGUACCACAUUCAAACCAGUGAUUUUGAAAAAACAAAGUGCAUUGAAAGCUACAAUAUAUAUCGUCUCUGUCAUGGUCAAAUCAAACUUUUUUAUUUUCAUUGUAUUUCCUUUAUUUGUGUUGCUCCAGAUUAGUUUCAAGUUACCAUCAUGUAAACAAAGAUUAUGUUCGUGGAUCAAGUGUCUGAUUAUAAUUUCUGACUAUUCUCCAGUUUCAAUAAAAAUGAAAUAAAUGAUUUCAUCAGUGCAUGCAGGAUGACCAACAGGUAAGUAGAUAAUGGGCUGUUUACAUGUAGACAUACAGUAGAUGGGCAUUUUUCUGGAAUUAACAUUUCAAUAUGGACAAACCUCAGCAGCAGUUUCCUGUCAACACUGGAGGAAAAAUACAUCUAAAAAUCAAACAAGAUAAGCAGAAAGGUUCAUUGAUCAGAUACCGAAAUGAUCUGCAGAUUCACAUUUACUCCAAACAAAAGACACAAAUAAUAUGAAUUAAAGGAUAACUAUGUUUCCUGA